AUGGACUACUUCCGGGGGGACAGCAAGGCUCAGGCUCAGGCAAACAACAACCAACGAGCUGGCAAUGAAGCCAGCACAGAAACCCCCACCACGAGGCCAUCGAGGUCUGCAUCGACACGGUCGAGCUCGCAUGACACCAAGUCUCACCGGCUGUCACGACACAUGGACUAUGACGACGCCUCUGAGACAUCAGGAGUCUCGAUGAGCUCGACCAAGGCGUCGACGGGGAGUUCCCCACCGUCAUCAAGCAGCAACGGCUCCUCUCACCAGAGUGCCUCGCUCCGUCCUUCGAGGACCACCAAAACCGCCAACACUGCACGACCAAAUUCGAUCGCCGCUGCCGCCCCUGCACGACCUGUCUAUGGACUCGAGCAGGAGCCCUACAGGCCACCAGUGUCACACAGUGUCACUGCCCCAGCCUAUCAGCGCCCCACGUCGAUGUACGCGAGCAACCCGCAACAGAGCAUCUUCGGCAGCCAGCAUGGAAUCAGAGAGGCACCGGCGGCGCCGCAGCCGCCUCCCGUGUCCUCGAGCAGCAGCCGGUCUGUGCCUCCUCUGUCCACCAACCCCUUCUCGAGCAGCACACCUGGCCUGAAUCAACUGGGCCUCCCGGGAGGUAUGGGGCCACAGAUCAGCCAGCCCCCGGUGCCGAUGCAUAUGCCAGGUGCUUUCCCAGCUGAGUCCACCGUCCCUUACCGCCGGCCGACGGACUUGACAACUCAGCUGUCCAUGUCCAACUCCAAUAUUUCCAUGGAUCACUUUUCCAGUGACAACAUUUGGGACUCGGAAGGAGACAGUGCGUCGUGCCUGUCUACCAGCACAACUGCUACGAGUGUCAUGUCGGACAUGACCGAGAAAGGCGACACCUACAACAUCACGCCGACUCAGACAACGACCUCGUCCAGGACCACGACGCCUACACAGGCCCUUGGACGAGAACAACCCCAGUCCCGUUCGGCGGCUCAUACCCCUGGCCCAUCCAUUCUUCGCCAUGCGGGACAGAAGUCCAUCCUUUCUAAUGGGAGCAAGGAUUCUGCGUCUUCAUCGUCGACCAAGACGAUGUCAAGCAGCCACUCUUCCAAGUCAUACACCUCUUCAUCGAACUCCUCGGCGACCAGAAGCAGCACCGGCAGCGCCCCCCAUAUCCAUAUCGAGGUCAACCGGUCCACAGACUCGCGCGAUCACCGCGACGAUCACCGGAACCGGCAGCUGGUGGAGGAGGCACUGGUGGACAAGAUCGCCCAGCUCAAGCUCGAGCAGAGCCAGGCCAAGGAAGCCAAGCCCACACCGGCCCCGGCCCCAGCACCAGCCAUCAAGCGGGUACCCUCGGUGAGGUUCGCAGAGCCGGAGAAGGUCAAAGUCAAGGUGGAGCAAAAGCCUGCGAAGCCGACAGUCUCUGAGCAGGAGAAGAACCUCAGCAAGGAGCUCGUCCAGCAGACCAAGGAGGUCCAGAAACUGGAGUUGGAGAUCGAGAAGAACAAGCUGCAGAUCCGAGAGAAGGAGAGGGCGGAGCUCGAGAGAAAGCUCAAGGAAGAGGCUGCCGAGGCGGAACGCAAGAAGGAACACGAGCGACAACUGAAGAAGCUCCAAAAAGAGAAGACCGACCUCGAGAACGCCACGAAGGAGCGCGAGCGAGCCGACAAGGAGCGCGAAAAGGCCGAGAAGGAGCGUGAGAAGGCAACCAAAGAACGCGAAAAGGCCCGCCAGAAGGAGCGCCAGCAGAUCGACAAGAAGCUCAGCGACAUCGAGAAGGCGCAGCGGGAGCACGACAAGCUGCAGGAGUCGUUCAUCGACCAGGGCAAGAUCCUGGCGGACCUCAAGGCGCGGUUCGACGCGCAGGCCAAGACGCUCGAGGCGACCGAGGCGGAGCGCGCGGGCCUGCAGAAGAUCAAGGACGAGUUCGAGAAGCGGUGCGCCGACCUGUCCAAGACGCUCAGCCACGUCAGCGACAAGGAGCGGUUCGUGGUCGAGCAGGUGGCGUCGCUGCAGAUCAUCAAGGAGUCCCUGCAGGGCCGGGUGGGUCCGCUCGAGACGAGAGUCGAUGAGCAGGAGAAGGAGAUCAGCAUGCUGCACGGGGAGCGAGACGGGCUGUACCAGGACGUCAAGAACUACCUGCACCGCAUCACGGAGCUCGAGAACGGGAUGAAGGGGCUCGUGGAGGAGAAGCAUGGGUUGAUGGUGCGGAUCGGGGCGCUCGAGAAGGCAAAGUCUGGCCUUGAGGAUCAGAUUAAGGACCGUGAUGGGCAGAUUAGGGACCGCGACGGGCAGCUCCAGGAUCGUGAUGGGGAGAUCAAGAGCUUGACCAACAGCCUCGGGGACCGCGCCAAAGAGACGCAGCAGCACAUCGCUUCCCUCAAGGACGAGCACAAGAAGCAGAUGGAAGGGCUCGAAGCCGCCAAGGACGCCCUCAUUUCCGGCCUGACCGUGGGCCACCAGCUCCAAGUCCAGGACUUGGAGGAGCAGAUCGCCGUCCUCAAUGUUCACGUCGACGGCGCACAUGCCGAUGUCGAAAAGUUCAAGGACACUGUCAAGUCUCUGGAAGACAGCCUCAGCGAGGAGAAAGCUAGAGUCGACGAGGAGAAGUCGAAGGCUGGUGUUGAACAGUCGAAGGCCGACACGCUGGCCGCAGAGCGAGACGCUCUCAACACACAGCUCGAUGGCCACAAACUUCUCGCCAUCAGCCAGGAGAAGGACCUGCUUGACCUCCGUUCGAAGCUUGCAAACUCGGAGGGCGAAGUAGCCAAGCUGCAAGAAGCCAGCAAGACUCUUGAGGCGGAGCACGAGGAACUUCAGAAGCUGGCGGCCUCCCUCGAAGAGAGCAAGAGUCAGCCUCAGCCCGAGCCAACGCCCGCGGAUGCGCCACCGCCGCCCGAAGAACACGCGCCCGAGCCUACCGCCGCCGAGGCCGAGGCCGAUAUUAUCGUGGUCGAAGAGGAGCAAGAAGCCCCCAAGCCAGACCUAGAGAGCCUGCAGACCCAGAACCAGGAGCUCACGACCAAGACAGCCGACCUGGAAGCCAAGAACGCAGAGCUCGCCAGCCAGGUCGAGACCACCAAGACCGAGCUGGGCACGCGCAUCACCCAGCUCGAGGGCGAGCGCGACACGGCGGCGUCGGCCCUGAUCGUCGCGCAGGUCGAGCUGAGCCACACGAAGGCCAUCGCGGAGCGCGUGCCCGCGCUCGAGGAGGAGGCCUCCAAGGUGCCCACCCUGACGGCCGAGAAGACCACCCUCGAGGCCAAAGUGGCCGACCUCGAGGUCCACGCGGCCCAGGUCCCCGCGCUGCGCGGCGAGUGCACCCGGCUGGCAGAGCAGCUGGCAGCCGCGAACAACCUCGUCGCAGCCCUGAGCGCAGCCCACGACGCGGGGCUCAACGGCGCACACAUCCCACUGCCUCAGUCCCCCCCGCCCAGCAUCCCCAGCCCUGGUCCGCAACCAGCUGACAUCCCGAUCCCUCCCAGCCCAAGUCUGGUCGGCCCCCCUCCUCCCCCGCCCGCCGAGCGCCGCAAGGUCCGGAGCAGGGCGCCCAGCAUGGCGCGGAGCGUGUCGUCGCGCAGCUCGGCCGUGUCGAAGAAGUCCUCGGCCGGGGUGCGGGAUGACCUCGCGCUCGUGGUGGUGCGGGAUUCCAAGGACCGGGGGAACGUUACUGUUGUGCGCAAGUGUGACCUGCGGGCUCCGAGGAGCAGGAGCCAGGGGCCUGUCAAGGAGUGA
Messenger RNA from Diaporthe citri, 3708 nucleotides. RefSeq lists its product as uncharacterized. NCBI's taxonomy places the organism in Eukaryota, Fungi, Ascomycota, Sordariomycetes, Diaporthales, Diaporthaceae. The record is from RefSeq and is a predicted model, not a curated record. Bases 1 to 3708 code for a protein of 1235 amino acids. The transcript has a single exon.